AUGGAUACGGAGACAGAUGUCGAAUCGGAUACGGAUCUCCUUCUCGAGAGUGAUUUAGCUGGAGGUCGCACGACGACAUUGAAUCCUGACAUCCAUCUUUGUUCCUUGAGUACCACGCCAGUUACCUCAGGAACAAUCACUCCCGCCCCUACUACAGCAACUCCUUCAUCGACCGGAGGACCAGCAGUGGCAUCAACAGGUCCUGUGGAUGACUUGGAUGGAUCGGCGUCAGCUGCAGAUCUUUAUAGGUCUACGAUCGAGUUCUUGGCACUGAUGACAGCCUUCGUGAGCGUUGUGUGCUGGCUUAUGCAGACUCGUCUCCUCGAUGGUGGACCGUCGAACAGGGAUCCCUCAACAGUAACGGCGGCGAUGGAGGGCAUCGACAUGGAGCAGGAUGGGCCCGAGUCAGGUCGUCGAGACGGCUGCGCUCAGCUGAGAGAGUUUUUGAGACUCUUUGAUGAUCUGGAUAACGUCCUCAGCCCGAUCAAGGAGGCCCUCAGCCAGACUCACGAUUCGCAACAGCGGUGGCAGCAGCAACACAUCGAUGAGCAAGAAUCGGAUGCCAGGCUCGAUCCCAUGGACUCUGUUGGGCUCUUUGCCUGGCAUUACUUUCUGUUUUCAUCGGAUCGAGAUAGUCCCUUUGAACGCGAGGCUCAUGCGAUCGAUAUUCCCAGCUUGCACUCGAUCCAUUUCGAUGUCCUCCUCAACGAACUCUAUACCACUCACAUCCUUUCGAUGACGGCCAAGGAGCACCAAAAGGACCAUGGACAGUUUUACACACCGCCAGGAGUGGUGGACUUUAUGUGGAAGCGCACUAUCAUUGAUCGAGGCCGCCUUCUGGACCAAUUUGUCGAGUCAAUGCCGUCUGCCCUGUCGGCCCCUCCGUCUUUCAGCCAGCAAGAGUCCUUGAUCCCAACGGCGUUGGAUCCUUGUCUGGGCGUAUCGACCUUUCUUUCGUGCUAUGUCCGUCUUUUGAUCCAAGAGGCCGAGCGGGACCAUGCAGAGACAAUAUGGAGAUCUGAGGCGGCUUGCAGACUCUUGUUGACUCAAAUCUGUGAGAAUGUCUGGGGAAUCGAGCUGGACGGGUUCGCCUUUUGGAUGGCACGGUGCGGAAUUUUGGUGGCGCUGAUGCCACUUGUCCAACACGUCGAGUCCUUUUCUCACCAUCCUCACUACCACCAUCCUCAACAACGACACCAACCCUAUCAACAACACCAGCAACGUCACCGAUACCAACAGCAGCAGCAGGUACAGCUUCCUCGACUCCAUCUCUUCCGAAGCGACACCCUGCAGCUCACCGUCCCCGAUGGGACCAGCCCCAAAUCCGCUUGGGACCGGCAUUGUAUACUUCAACUUCGGACCCCAUCGCGCCUUCAGUUUGACUUUAUUGUCACCAACCCGCCCUACAUGAUCCGCAAGACUGGAACCUUCAGCGCCCCCGAUCCAGAAGUCUAUGACUGGAGUAUCCUAGGCGCCAGCAUCGCCACCGUUGCAUCUGCUGUAGCUUCAGCAGCUCCUCCGGGGUUGUCCGAGGGUUCGAGUCCUGCUCUCAAGACAAAGUCCAAAUCGUCUACCAAGGCUUCCAAGAAUGGGUUUGAGGAGGACGAGCGAUUGACGCCAUCAACUGUCGAUACAGGGGAUGAUGAUUCUGGGUCAGAAGCGACGAUGACACGCGGUAGUAGCGAUCGGCUGAGCAAAGGUGCUACAGAGUCAGUCCUUCAGUCACCGCGGACAAAAAAGUUUGCGACUCAGGUACGACCGACAGGGUCCAAGGGCAUGAUGCAGGCCUAUGGGUAUUUUGUCUGGUUCGCUGCGCAGAGGAUCAAACCUGGCAAAGGUGUUGUCUGCAUGAUCACUGCGAGUCAAUGGUUGACCCUCGAGUUUGCCGUCAAGCUGCGCGCAUGGCUCUUCGAAAACUGUCUCAUGGACGAGUUCUUUCAGUUUGAGCCCUACAAGGUCUUCUCCAAAGUCCAGACCGACUCGCUGAUCUUCAAGAUUCGAGCCAUCCCACUCGACCUCUUGCCUUCGACCUCGUCACCCAUGUCCUCGUCACCUCUGCCGCUUGGGGACCAUAGGACCGUAUUCCUUCGACAUACCGAUCAUCAUAAGCCUUUGGUUGGAAUCCUGCAGGAUUACAUGGCCUUUUCUUCUGCGGAGGAACCUCAGGUCGCUCGGCCGUCCUCAUCGUCUUUUGUGGUCGGGUCAGCCACCGCCACCACUACCACCAACAGCAACAACGAUCUCAACAUUAUGGUGUCGAGCAAGACGCGCGAGGAACUGGUUGCAGUGAUCAUGGCGCCGUCAGUGACACCCACCGCCACCGCCGCUACUGCCACUGGCAAAGGCGAUGAGGCGACAGCGCCUGCGACCUAUACAUACUCAUUUGCUCCGAUGAUGCCCGCGUCAGUGUUGACGACCUAUAUGCUGGCAUUGACUCAGGAUCUCGGAGCGAUCUGUUCAGCCGGAACCAAGAAGAUGAAUCGUCUUCGAGCGGUCGAGCCUCUCCUGUGGCAUCGGGGUCCCAAUACCAAUCCCGUCUAUGGCCUCGUGGUCCGAAUGGAGUACGCACGGGCCAUGUUUGGCGAGGGGAUGACAUCAAGGUGGUUCCGACCUGCCUUGUACUGGAACGGGAAGAACUCGCCCGAAGGUCCACCAACAACAGCAACAGGAGCGGCUGGUGGUGGUGCGUUAGGUGCUAGUGCCUUGGCGGUCCCGGGUAAGGUCCUGCAUCGGGAGGGACAGUUCUGGCAAGGACGAGACCGUCAGAGGUUGAGUAAGAAGGAAGGAUCACCCGCAGAGUCUUACUGUGUCCCGACCUCGGACCCACAGCGGAUGUAUGCGCUUUGUAUGGUCGAUAAAGAGUCUGUCAAGGUUCUUCGGCAGCAGGUGGAGCAGAAGGUUGAGGGCUCUCAGGCGCUGUGGAACUAUUUGACGGAUGUCAGGUCUCAUUUCCAGCCGGGCUUGGCUUCCAAGAGGAAGGUUGUUUCUGGCGGUAAGGCGCAGGCGGUCGAUGAUGAGGGUGUCGCCUUUUGUUCGACCAACCAGUGCGGGGCGGACGUGCCAGAGAAGAUCGUGCAUCCAAUCAACUACGGCUACUUUUCAAAAACCCAGCCCCGCCAACGGUUCUUCCUCGACAUGGACUCUCUAGCAGUAACCAACCAAUGCAUCUACCUAACUCUCAACAAACUAUCAAGCCAUUACGACGCCGAACAGUGUCCACCGCUGAUGUAUUUCCUCACCCUUCUCAAUUCGACAACCCUCCAGUUCUUUGUCCUCCAUCAUUGCCAGUAUGACCAGCAGGGGAGGAUGCGGUUGUUUAGAGAGUCGAUGGCCAAAAUUCCGUUUCAGGACCGGGAUGUCAAGAACUGUCCAGAGAGGAUUCGGUAUGUGGCGGAGUUGGGGGCUAGUAUGGUUGAGUUGAAGGAUAUGCUGUAUAGUGUUGUUACGGGGUGGCGGUUGACGGGGAGUCACCAUAGUAGUAGUAGUGGUGGUGGUGUCUCUCAGUAUGGUGGGGCUAUCGGUGGUGAACGAAGGGGGUCUACGGGUGGUUUGGCAUCCAUUGCUCUUUACCCUGCGUUUGCUACUGGAGCCCCCUCGGCGGCGCCUACCUCGACUGGCGGUAGUAGUAACCAGGGGCUGAUGGAUUGGGUCCGAAAGGGCGGGAACCCACCUCCUGGCCUGUUGUCGCGUGUCAAGGAUCAAGUUCGACGUAUGCUGAUCGCACAACAAGCCAGCCAUCCUCGCCAUCUAUACCAGGAUCCUGGACCUGCUGCCUCUUAUACUGCUGGACUAGGAGGCGCCCAUGGCACAAAAGCCCGUCCUUCUUCGUCAGCCCCGUCGUCGUCAUCCUCGUCUUCGAUACUUCACCUAAACAAGCCUCGCGGCUUCAAUGCAGGAGCAAGGGUGAGCAGCGGUGGCGGUGGCGCAGCCUUUUUUACGGAUACCGAUACCGAUACCAACACUUUCACGGACACAGAUACUGAUACGGAUGAUACCAUGGACCCCUGGAUGACGUCGAGACUCGAGGGCCAUGUGUCAGCUGGAAUGAUGGGUCGAAGCGGCGUGUACGCCACUGACUAUCAGAGUCAGAGUCAGAGUCAAAGUCAAAGUGGUCGAGGUCAGGGUCAGCACAGUCUUGCGCGGAUCUUGAAUAUGCCUGGAGACGAUAGGGAGAUGUCGAUGGAUGAAAAAGGGACGACGACCUCCUCGAUGCCGGUUCCCAUACCUGAGGGAGGCUCAAGAGACCGCCGACCUUCUUUCCGAGCCACUGUGAGUGAUGGCUUUGGUCGAGAUGAGGAGUUUGAUGAGACGGAGAGCAAGAAGGCGGCUGUGUCUGUGCCUGUCAGCACAGCUAUGGAGACUGACUUGGAUGAACUCUACCGUCACAACAAGCACCACCACCAUCAGCAAUACCAAAUUGGUGGCGUCGCCUCCUCCUCCUCCUUUAACGACCAACAAAUCUCUCACGACUCUGACCGGAUCCUCCAAGCCCUCGAACGCGCCAUAACAAUGGUCGAAAUGGUCCAAUGGGCCGUCGACCAAUACGGGUACAUGCUCUACGGGAUCCAACCCAAGUUCCAAAAGUUAUUAGAACUAGAACUCAAGAUUAUAUAUGGGUCACGGUUGGAGUCGUUGAUCGUUCCUUCGACUCCCCCUCCUUCCGCCACUGCGCCAGGGGCUGGAGUUGGAGUUGGGGUUGGGGAGGAUGGACGGGCGGUAGCGGCGAGUUUGGGGAUUACGGCGUGGGGCUUGUAUAGGUGGGAGGGGGAUGGCGAGCCCAUGUCUUCUCUUAACCCUGCUCCUGGUUCUGGUCCUGCCUCAACGACAUCCAGUGCGUCUAGUCUUCCAUCUGAAUCCGCUCCUGGGAAUAAUGGAAGAAGACAGUUGCUGCCAACGUAUGCGUUACAAGUCCUGGAGAACGCCCAGUCUGCGACUCAGUUGCUCCGCAAGAUCUUUGAACAGUUCCCAGCCCUUCCCUCUCUUUCGUCUUCUGCCCCCUUGGGUCCAUCGAAAAAAUAA
Molecule: messenger RNA, 5019 nt
Organism: Linnemannia hyalina
Lineage: Eukaryota; Fungi; Mortierellomycota; Mortierellomycetes; Mortierellales; Mortierellaceae
Source: the annotation of a GenBank genome assembly